CUGGCCUCAGUCCCGCCCCCUGGUUCCUCUGUGUUUUUUUACGCGAAGGUAACCGAUGGGGAUUGGAACGGAGGCUGUUGAGCUGCAGCAGCUGCUGGCGUCUGAGGGGAGCCUUCUGUGGUCGUCGGCCUAAUGAGCGGACGGCAAAGAACGCUUUUCCAGACGUGGGGCUCAAAAGUUUCUCGGUCCACUGGGGAUCCUACUUGCAACUCUGGAACUGAGCGGCCUCAGAGCACAGGCAUCUCCAGGGCGCGUUUUCAACCUGCAGUGGCAGAGGCGGCAGGGGCGGCCGAGGUUGAGCCCGAGUCAGACGAUGAUGUGUUGCUGAUCGCGGUGUACGAAGCAGAGAGGCAGCUCAAUCUAGAGAAUGGCGGGUUCUGCACCUCAGCGGGCGCCCUGUGGAUUUACCCUACUAAUUGCCCAGUGCGAGACUACCAGCUGCACAUCGCCAGGACCGCCCUGUUCUGCAACACGCUGGUCUGUCUGCCCACCGGGUUGGGAAAGACCUUUAUUGCCGCUGUGGUCAUGUACAAUUUCUACCGCUGGUUCCCUUCUGGCAAGGUGGUUUUCAUGGCCCCCACGAAACCCCUGGUGACACAGCAGAUCGAGGCUUGCUACCGGGUGAUGGGUAUCCCGCAGUCCCACAUGGCCGAAAUGACAGGAUCUACUCAAGCUUUCACCAGAAAGGAAAUCUGGAGCAGUAAGAGGGUUCUUUUCCUUACGCCUCAAGUCAUGGUAAAUGAUCUUUCUAGAGGAGCUUGCCCAGCUGCUGAAAUAAAGUGUCUAGUUAUCGAUGAAGCUCAUAAAGCCCUUGGAAAUUAUGCUUAUUGCCAGGUUGUAAGAGAACUAGUCAAAUAUACGAAUCACUUUAGAAUCUUGGCUCUUAGUGCCACACCAGGUAGUGAUAUAAAAGCUGUGCAGCAGGUUAUUACUAAUCUACUCAUUGGGCAAAUAGAGCUUCGUUCUGAAGACUCUCCAGAUAUUUUGCCAUACUCUCAUGAAAGACAAGUUGAAAAGCUUGUUGUUCCUCUUGGUGAAGAACUUGAAGCUAUCCAAAAGGCAUAUAUACAGAUUUUGGAAGCAUUUGCCAGUUCUUUGAUUCAGAAGAAUGUUUUGAUGAGAAAAGAUAUUCCCAAUCUAACAAAAUACCAGAUAAUUCUUGCAAGAGAUCAAUUUAGGAAAAACCCAUCUCCAAACAUGGUGGGAAUCCAACAAGGCAUAAUCGAGGGAGAGUUUGCUAUUUGUAUUAGUUUAUAUCAUGGUUAUGAAUUAUUGCAGCAAAUGGGAAUGAGAUCAUUAUAUUUCUUCCUCUGUGGAAUUAUGGAUGGAACUAAAGGAAUGACUCGGGCAAAAAAUGAACUUAGCCGAAACACGGACUUCAUGAAACUCUAUGAUCAUCUGGAUAGCAUGUUUGCACAUACACGUAGUACUUCAACAAGCGGCGUUUCUGCUAUCCAGAAAGGAGGUAAAGAUAAAAAGUUCUGCUAUAGUCAUCCAAAAUUAAAGAAAUUAGAAGAAGUUGUAGUUGAACACUUCAAGUCAUGGAAUGCCCGAAAGACGUCUGAUAAGAAGUGUGAUGAGACCAGAGUUAUGAUCUUCUCUUCAUUUCGAGAUAGUGUUCAAGAAAUUGCAGAAAUGCUUUUACCGCAUCAGCCAAUUAUUAGAGUAAUGACUUUUGUUGGACAUGCCUCGGGAAAAAGCAUGAAAGGUUUUACGCAGAAGGAGCAACUGGAGGUAGUGAAACAAUUUCGUACUGGUGGUUACAAUACGUUGGUGUCCACUUGCGUUGGUGAAGAAGGUUUGGAUAUCGGAGAAGUUGACCUUAUAAUAUGUUUUGAUGCCCAGAAGAGCCCAAUUCGUCUUAUACAGCGAAUGGGUAGAACCGGCCGCAAACGUCAGGGCAGGAUUGUUGUUAUCCUUGCUGAAGGACGAGAGGAACGCACUUAUAAUCAAAGUCAGUGCAACAAAAGAAGUAUUUACAAAGCUAUUUCAGGUAAUAGGCAGGUCCUUCAUUUUUACCAAGGAAGUCCACGAAUGGUUCCUAAUGGAGUCAACCCACAAUUACAUAAGAUGUUCAUUACACAUGGUGUCUAUGAACCAGAGAAGCCUUCUCGGAACUUGCAGCGAAAGUCAUCUAUCUUUUCCUAUAGGAAUGGAAUAAAGCAGAGUAAUUCAAAGGACGAUUGGUUCUUAUCAGAAGAAGAAUUUAAAUUAUGGAAUAGACGAUAUAGAUUAAAAGACACUGAUGAAAUUCAGGAAAUAACAUUGCCUCAAGUUCAGUUUCUAUCUUUACACAAUGAAGAGAACAGACCAACUGAAGAACCAACCGUUGGAAUUCGUCAACUGUCUCUCUCUGAAUGGAGAUUAUGGCAGGAUCAUCCUUUGCCUACAUAUCAAGUUGACCAUUCAGAUCGAUGUCACCAUUUCAUAAAUAUUAUGCAAAUGAUAGAAGGAAUGAGACAUGAAGAGGGAGAAUGCAGCUAUGAAUCAGAAAUUAAAUCUUACUUACGAAUGGAAGAUGUUAGCUCAGCGUCUAGUGCUCUGAGAAAUGAAUAUAAUCCUUUUGCCGAUGGCACCUUUACAAAUAACAGGAAGUCCUCAUUUGCAAAUAUAAAUCACAGGAAAUCAGUCUCAAUGACAGAAUCUGAUGAAGAGUGUACUGAAAUUUUUAAACAAAUUCCUGUCAAAUCUACUAAAAUUCCUUCUUUAAAAAAGAAGGCCUCUGAAAACCUGAAAAAGGAUCAGCCUAAAAAGGAAAAUAAGGAUGUUGUCAUGGAGCCCUUAGACACGGACGGCAGUUCUACCACUGAACAUGUUCUUCAGGUGGACCUGCGAAAUGGUAGAAGGGCAUCAGAUACGGGUGAAGUCACUGCCACAUAUGCUGUCGGUGAAAGUGGAGGCCACCCGUCAUGUGGAUUACUAACGGAUUGUCAGUUUACAAUUAAAUCGACUAGUUCAUUUACUGGAAAUUUUUUUGAUUCUGGUUAUAACAGUUUCAGUGAUGAGAAAUCUUUUUCAGCUAGCUUAUUUCUUUCAUUUGAGGAUGAGCUUGAUAUAGCAAAAACAGAUGACCAAUUUUUUCAUUGUCAUUCAUUAACAAAAGAGGUGCUAGCUAAUGUAGAGAGAUUUUUAUCACAUUCUCCUCCGCCUCUCAGUGGACUCUCAGAUUUGGAAAAUGAAAUUUCUGAGGGUUCUGCACUUGAAAACUUGGUUUUUCUACCCUACUCAGAGUGCUUACAGAAUGAUAAAUCCACCAAUUUAAUGUCAUGUUCAGCUGUAAAUUCUCAACAGAAUUUAGAAUUGAAUUCACUUAAGUUUAUUACUCAUCCUUCUGAAAAAACUUGCCUUUAUGGUACAACGAAUGAGAAGAUUUCUGAUGAACCAAGCUUCUGUGACUCUGAUAAAGUACAUAAAGAUAGUAAAAAUGAACAUUUAGUAUCCAACAAUCAAAUUCAGAUAAACAUCGGCCCUUCAAAGGAUAUUGCUGAAGAAAAGAAUCAUGAUGUUGAUAACAGUGACCUCCCAAUAUUGCAUACUGCUCAGGAUGAAAGUUUAUUGUUAUUUGAAGAUGUUAAUACGGAGUUUAAUGAUGUGAGCCCUCCUCCCUUGAACAGUAAAUGUGAAUCCUUAUGUAUAUCAGACAGAACUGCUGUAAGUGAAAUGGCACUGGUCUCUCAGUUCUUCAUUUCUGAUGAACUUUUGUUAGAGAACGAUUCUGAACCCCAAGAUCAAAUUGUCUGUGAUACUCAUAGUUGGAAAUCUCAUGAAGGUUUGAGAGGUAUACAUGAGGGAAAAUUGAAUAAUGAUGAAAACAGUUUUGACUGCUCUAAGGAUUUAUUUUCUGUUACUUUUGAUUUAGGAUUUUGUAGUACAGGUUCUGAGGAUGAAGUAGUGGACCAUGCAUCAGAUACAAAUAGUAAAAUUUUAGAUGAUCUACCUGGAAGGCGUUUAGACAUUAAGCAGAUUAAUGGUACAAAUUGUGUUUCAAAUCAAGCAGUCAUGUCAGGAGCCCAUGUUGAUAAUUCUACAAGUGUAACAACUACCCACCCAUCAAGUGAAGAUAAGCAGAGUCCAGCUUUUUCAUGUUUUUCAAUGAAUGCAACAAAAAGUAAAGAAUUUAUGUCUCCUAGUUACUCUCAGUUUUCGUUGCCAGUAGGAGAGAAAGUUAUGAGCACACCACUUUCUGAAUCAAAUAUAUUGAACUCAUCUCCCAAGAAGAGAAUAGAAAUGGCUAAAAAGUCAGGUUCUAACAUGGGAAAAGUAAAUCUACACAAAGAAACAUUGAAUUCAACUUUUGGUGAUUCAGGACUUUCUACAGGAAAGUGUAAAAGCAAGAAACAAAUCAAUCUGCAUCAAGCCUGCCAUUCUACUGAAGAUGAACAAUUAUCAACCCAUGAAAGUGAAGAUGAUGAGAUUUUCCGAAGAAAAAGUAAAAAAACAAAAGGAAAUGUUUUGGAGUCCCCAGAGAAUCAGAAAAAUAGCGAAGUUGAUUCUCCACUUCAGGUUGUCAAAAAGCGCAGGGUUCCUCCAAACAGAUUAGAUUUAUCAUCUAGUGAUGAGAGUGAUAAUUUUCACAAACAAGAUCCACAGUCAGACGACUUCAGGGAUCAUAAGAGGAAUGCCAAAAGAAGCAUCAAAGUCCGAAAGAGACAGAAUCACCUAAAGCUCGUAGCUAGGAAGUUUUUAGAUGAAGAAGCAGAACUUUCCCAAGAAGAUGCAGAAUAUGUUUCAUCAGAUGAGAAUGAUGAGUCAGAAAAUGAACAAGACUCCUCACUCCUUGACUUUUUAAAUGAUGAGACUCAACUCUCACAGGCUAUAAAUGAUUCUGAAAUGAGAGCUGUUUACAUGAAAUCUGUGCGAAGUCCAUUGAUGAGCAAUCGAUACAAAAUGGUCCAUAAGAAACAUAACAUAAACAUUUUCUCCCAGAUUCCUGAGCAAGAUGAAACCUAUUUAGAAGACAGUUUUUGUGUUGAUGAAGAAGAGUCUUGCAAAAGCCAGUCAAGUGAAGAAGUUUGUGUUGAUUUUAACCUAAUAACUGAAGACUGUGAUACAAAUGAGAGUAAAAAAUAUAAAACCCGACGUGCAGUAAAGCUAAAACAAAUGAAGAUGAGACAAAACUGUGCACGUUCAAAAAAUAAAUUAUCCAGAAUUAUUUUACUGGAUGAUUCAAGCGAGGAGGAAAAGGAUGUGAAGGAUAAACAGGAAUCCAGGACUGUGGUUAACCCAAGCACAGUGCCUUCUGGGUCUUCAUUGCAGUCCAGGGACCACUCUAAUCCAGUGGGUAAUCAAUUGCUAAACCAGAGACAACAGACACCACCUAAUUUAAAGGUUCCCAAUUCUGACGUCUCAGACUUCAAACCUCAGAGCCAUACUAACACGGAAUCUGCCUCAUCAUUGCUCACUACUGGCAGUGCACAGGAAGCCGAUAGAAAGUUUCCGGUUCAGUUGAAGGGUGCUAGUGCUCUGGAGGAUUCUGGCACUUGCGUGCCAUGCUGUUCCAACUCACGACCACGUUUGGCUGACACACAUGCUUCUCUAAGACUGCCCCAAGAAGGCCGCAGAACUUGUAUUCUUGUAGAUAGUCGUGAAAUCGUUUCUGGUUCAGAAGUAGUUUCUUCCCUAAGAGCAAUCCAUGGCUUACAGGUAGAGGUCUGUCCUCUUAAUGGUUGUGAUUAUAUUGUGAGUAACCGCAUGGUGGUGGAAAGGAGGUCUCAGUCUGAGAUGCUAAAUAGCAUCAAUAAGAACAAGCUCGUCGAUCAGAUCCAGUACCUACAGAGCAUGUUUGAAAGAAUAUGUGUGAUUGUGGAAAAGGACAGAGAAAAAACAGGAGACACAUCCAGGAUGUUUAGGAGAACAAAGAGCUAUGACAGCCUGCUGGCUACCUUAAUUGGUGCUGGGAUCCGAAUUCUUUUCAGUUCCUGCCAAGAAGAAACUGCAGAUUUGCUAAAGGAAUUGUCUUUAGUGGAACAAAGAAAGAAUGUUGGCAUUCACGUUCCAACAGUGGUGAAGAGUACUACACGUGAAACUCUUCAGUUUUAUCUAAGUAUUCCCAAUGUAAGUUAUAUAACUGCACUGAAUAUGUGUCACCAGUUCUCAUCUGUGAAAAAGAUGACAAACAGCACACCUCAAGAAAUUUCGAUGUAUGCGCAAGUAACUCAUCAAAAGGCUGAGGAGAUCUAUAGAUAUAUUCACUAUAUAUUUGACAUGCAAAUGUUGCCAACUGAUCUUAACCAAGUGCUGAUACAGAGUAGGCUAAGCAGAUGACACUUUGUAACUACAGAGAAAAUGAAUGAAUGAAAAAGGACCAAGAACCUCAGACUCCUGUUUACAGCUACAUGCCUCUUAAAGGGUAGGUGAUUACAGAUGACUCCUUAAAUAUGUCAAAGGUUUAAUUUUCCUUUUAGAUUUAUUCCACAUGACAGAAGUUCCAGUAAAGUGUAAAGCCUUCCGAAAGUCUAAGAUCAAAGAUAGCUCAAAAUGGACAUUUCCAAAAGCAGAAAUUAAAAGCACUUUCCAUUGGUUAUAUGAGUAUAUACAUUUGUAAAUGCCCAUCAAAUUUUAUACCUAAAAUGGGUGGUUUAUCAGAUGUAAAUUAUACAUCAGUAAGAUUGUUUUUUAAAAAGUUAAAAAGUAGACGGACUUCCCUAGUGGCACAGUGGAUAAGAAUCCGCCUGCCAAUGCAAGAGACAUGGAUUCCACCCCUGGUCCGGAAAGAUUCCGCAUGCCUGGGAGCAACUGAGCCUGCCUGUCACAGCUCCUGGGCCUGCGUGAGCAACUACUGAAGCCCAUGCACCUGGAGCCCGCGCUCCAUAACGAGAGAAGCCACCCCAGUGAGAAGCCCGGGCAUCACAGCUGAAGAGUAGCCCUUCACGCUCUGUAAUUAGAGAAAGCCCAUGCAUAGCAACGAAGACCCAGCGCAACCACAAAAAGAAAUAACCUUUGUUUUAAAAGUUAAAAAGUACUUUACCUUAACUCUUCUAAAAAAUUAUCAAUAUACUCUUUCCAUUUUUCUGGAAAUCCAAACAUAAAUUUCCUUAUGAGAUAUUUUGGGUAACCUAUUUAAUGAUAAACAAACAGAAGUUAUCUGAAAGCCUAGAUUUUAAAGUCAUGUCAUUCAUUCAUUAAAUAAUUUAAAAAUAUAUACUUAAUUGCUUACUAUGUGCCAGGCACAGUCAUAGCUACUGAGGAUUCAGCAGUUAACAACAACAGCAAAUCUGCCUUCAUGAAAAUUGCCUUCUAAACAGAAAGCAAACCAGUAAUAUAUCUCAUUUGUUAGAGUGGUCAUUUAUGCUAUGGAGAAAAAGUAUGCAGUUAAGAGGAAUAGCAGUAUCAGUGUGUUCAUUUUAGGGGAGGAGAAAGCGGGCAAGCAGCAUUUCAAAAAAGGACAGACAAGUUCUCACUGAAAUAGCAUCAUCUGAGUAAAGCCCUGAAGUACAUGAAGUGAGCAAUGUGGCAAUAUGAGGUUAAAGCAAUGGAAGCAGAGGGAACACAGUCAAAGGCUAUGAAGCAAGAGUAUGCCUGGCUGGUUUGUAGAGCCACAGAGAGGUUGGUGUAGCUGAAGUGAAACAAGGAGAGGCAAGAACCAGGAGGCCACUUAGUACUCAGAUGGGUAACAGAGGCAGCUGGGAGAGAUUGUAAAGUCUUGGGGUCAUUUUAUGGACCGGAUCUUUUACUUUGGGUGAGAUAGGAAGUUAUAGAAAAAUUCUGAGUGGAGGAGCCAAAGAAUAUGACUUACUUUUUAACAGGCCUGAAUUAGUUGCUAUUUUGAGAACACUCUGUGGAAGUACAUGGAGAAGAUCAGGUUUUUGACAUAUUAACUCUGAGACACCUGUAGACAUCCUAGUGGAGAUGUCAAAUGAGCAGACAGAAAAUAAGUUGAGUGGCUAGGGGAGUCUUCUUCAUUUGACACUUGUCAAAAUAUGAAUGAAAUUUAACCCUAAAAGAAAUCAGCACAGCAUUGAGUAUAGAAAGAGCCCUAGUCUAUUCCAUUAUUUAGAGGAAAAGAAGAAGGAGAAAAGUAAGCUUAAAGAAACUAUGAAGGAACAGGGAGUGAGGCAGCAUGAAAAUAUGGUAUUCCAGAAGCCAAGUAAACAAAGUAUUUCAAGAAGGUAGGUGUGAUUACCGUAUCGCAUGUACACUGGAUUUAGCAAUGUGGGGGCCACUGGUGACUUUGAUAAGGGCUGUUUCAGUGAAGAAGUGGGGAUGAAGGAGAGACUAAAGAGAAUUCAAGAAAAAAGAUGGAAAAGAAUUCAAGAGGAAAUAGAUCUAAGUAUAACGAAUUGUCUGAGCUGUUUUGCUGUCAAUGAGAGCAACAGUAGCUGAAAGAAGUGUGGUUAAGAGGGUUUGCCCUCACCCUAUCUUUUUAAGGAAUAACUGAUGCAUAGCACAGUGUAAGUUUAAGGUGUACAGCAUGAUGGCUUAUUAAUAUAUAUCUUGCCAAAUGAUUAUAAUAGUUAAUAUGUACCAUCUCAUAUAGAUACAAUAAAAAGAAAAAAGGCAAUUUAAAAAUUUAUAAAUAAGAGAUAAAGAUUUAACAUCUGCACCUCUCCUUCCAAAUCCUCUCCUCACAUUUUUACAAUACUUUUAACUAUAUCAAAAAUUGUUUGUAUCAUUAUAACAAUGUGACUAUUGUUCACUGCUGAACCUAUUAGAAUAAUGAUUACAUACCCUUUCCCCAUGCUGUACCCUUCAUCCCUGUGACUCAUUUAUAACUAGAAUUCUGUGUUUUAAUCUCCCUCACCUAGUUCACUCAUUCCCUGAUCCCUCUCCCUUCUGGCAAGCAUCUGUUCUCUUUAUGGCAAGCAUGAGUCUGUGUUUUGACUUGUUCAUUUGCUUUGGUUUUUAGAUUCCACAUACACAUGGAAUCAUACAGUGUUUCUCUUUCUCUGAUUUCACUUAGUUUAAUACCUGUAGGUCCCUCCAUGUUGUCACAAUAGUAAGAUUUCGUUCUUUAUUUAAGGCUGAAUAAUAUUCUCUUGUAUAUGCAUACACCUCAUCUUCUUUAUGCACUCAUCCAUC
This is a messenger RNA of Bubalus bubalis (water buffalo), 9018 nucleotides long. RefSeq names its product FA complementation group M (gene FANCM). The record is from RefSeq and is a predicted model, not a curated record. Lineage: Eukaryota; Metazoa; Chordata; Mammalia; Artiodactyla; Bovidae. Gene Ontology annotation, molecular function: ATP binding; four-way junction helicase activity; four-way junction DNA binding. Gene Ontology annotation, biological process: interstrand cross-link repair; double-strand break repair via synthesis-dependent strand annealing; replication fork reversal. Bases 133 to 6264 code for a protein of 2043 amino acids. The transcript has 24 exons.